AUGCGGAAAAGGCCCGUUUGCUCCAUGAGAAACAAGCUGCUUGAAAUUCCUCUGGAGUUGUUUUGUGACUGUCCACCUGGUUUUUCUCUCUGUGUCUCCCGGCAGAAAAUGAUGCACCAGGUGACCAGCGGCGGGGGCAGCAGCGACUUCUGUCUGAGCGCCAUGACGGAGGACUGUCACCCGGCCGGCCACUUCGAUCUGUGUAGCACGCAGUCCAGCAAAUUCUACCCCUCUCCUGCAAAUCCGGCCUUGCAGCUGUCCCUGGCCGGCCUGGCCCCCCUGCCACAGGGCAUGCACAAAGUGGUGGCGUGUCAGCUGCAGGAGGCCCAGAGCGACUUCCAGCCCCAGGCGGUCAGGUUCCGGGCGGCGGAGGCCCAGGGGCCCGACGGCCCCAAGAAAAAGAAGGGAAUCGUCAAAUCGGGCCGGAGAGGCAGGCCGUCGGGGACCACCAAGUCGGCCGGGUACCGGACGAGCACGGGGCGCCCGCUGGGCACCACCAGGGCGGCCGGGUUCAAAACCAGCCCGGGGAGGCCCCUGGGCACCACCAAAGCGGCCGGGUACAAGGUCAGCCCCGGCCGGCCCCCCGGCAGCAUCAAGAGCCUGGCCCGCCUCAAGAAGCUAGAACUGGGCUGCGACGGCGGCAAAAAACUCGAUUUCAGCAACUGCAGCGUGCCCAAGAAACUGGACUUCACGAGCUGCGACGUUCCGCCGUUUCCGUACGGCGUGAUGGAGAAGGGAGAGCUCCGCGAGCCCAGCAGCAAAGCAGACGACUCCAGCAAAUAG
This is a messenger RNA of Menidia menidia (Atlantic silverside), 783 nucleotides long. Lineage: Eukaryota; Metazoa; Chordata; Actinopteri; Atheriniformes; Atherinopsidae. The record is from the annotation of a GenBank genome assembly.